AUGUCGCAACAAACGCCGGAGUAUGAGUACACGCCCUUGACCGGACACGAGAUCAUCCGCGUACUUGUCCUCCACCCUGCCGCUACAGAUAAGGAAGUGAUUCAAUGCUCAUUCCGCGAAACUCCCCUCUGGAGAGGCUGCUCAGAUUCGCCCUGUGCCUACGAAGCCCUGUCUUACACGUGGGGAGAACCCCGAGGAACACGCCCUAUCCUAUGCCAUGGAAAGACACUUCUCAUCACCCCAAACUGCGAACAGGCGCUUCUUCAUCUCCAAGAGAAAAGUGAACAAGUGUCCCUCAUGACAUUAAUUUACCAGUGUGCCCUCCGUACUAUCAUAUGGCUUGGUCAAGACACGAGUACGCAAAUCUCAAGCCUCUUGCGAGAAGCGUGUCCUCUCCAAGGCCGGCCGUCUCGCCGUGCCAAAGCGUCCAAGAAACUACGCAAGUUAUCUCGAAUCAUACGUCGCGAUCCUCUGAAUCCCUUGAUCGGCGAGCCAGGCGAAGAAUAUUAUAGCGAAGGAGAUCAGGAAGCCUAUGGUUUUUUUGAGACUGGUACCGGUCGUACGGAGAAGGCCAAAGAGCUCUGCUCAAAUCAAUGGUUCCGCAGGGUUUGGACAAUUCAAGAGUUUCUUCUAUCAGAGUCCUCGAUAUUCCUUAUGGGAAACGUGCAAUGUCCUCCACGUGACUUGUACAUCUACCUCAAAGACCUCGUGCCUCUCCGCCAUGCGGACUUCGACCAUUAUCGGCUGAGGCACAAGUUCUUCAACUUCGGACCUAAGCAAGGCGAAACGGCGUUUCAAAGCUUCAUGGACCACACAAUCCGCCUGAUAGAACAGAACAACGCGACGGACCCACGGGACAAGGUGUACGGCAUGUCGGCGUUUAUAGAGAGUAAGUGGCCCGAAAUCCAGUUUCCCGCCAUUGAUUACUCGCUCUCCGCCAUGGAAGUCUAUGAGAACUUUACGCGGGCCAUCAUUGUCGCGUCGGGUUCCCUUUGGCCCCUAGAGCUGGUGGUCGGAGCGCCAGAAUUCGACACGGGCCCGACAACAUCUUGGGUAUUAGACCUUCGAGGACCUGGCCAUUUGGCUCCAGCCCAGGAUCCGGACUAUCUGCGCUUCGACUGGAACUGCUAUGAUGGGUGGAAGCCGGGCCCUGGUAAACUUGCUACUGAGAUACUGCGAGAGGAGAAGACGUUGAAAAUACGCGCGAGGCGGGUCUCUGAGGCUGUCCAUGUGAUCAAGGCCAGGGAGGGCUUAGGAUCUAUGUGUUCUUUUGAGAGUAGGUUCCUGACAGAGACCAUGGAUGAGUUAUGCCCCGCCCAAAGCCCAGGCGAUGUACAAGCGGGAGACAUUGUAUAUACCGCGGAAGGAUCUAGGGUCCCGCUUGUUCUGAGAAUUCGUGAUGGGUCAAAUGUUAUUUUCAUAGGGAGGGCAGACAUAUCCACUUAUAGUUUUAAGUUCAUGUACGAGCAGUUUGAUCCUGCCGCUUGGACAGACGAGACACACAUAGAGUGUCUGGUCUUGGCAUAG
Messenger RNA from Clonostachys byssicola, 1527 nucleotides. The record is from the annotation of a GenBank genome assembly. Lineage: Eukaryota; Fungi; Ascomycota; Sordariomycetes; Hypocreales; Bionectriaceae.